CGUUUCUGCAACUCGGAACGCGGUGCUGAAUGUGAGAGUAUCUUUUUGUUUAUGGAGUGCGCGACUAAGAUACAUUUCAUACUCGAGGCGCUGACGAGUUUUCCGAAAGCGGUUGAUGCGGUCGCGAUUUCACUCUAGGUCGUUUGGCUGGAGAAGCAUUUUUCUACCCCCACCCCCAAGUCGGUGGAUUUGUAUGGAUGGACAGUGGUCAUACUAAAUAUAAUUUUGUUAUUGUUGUUGGUGUUCCAAUGAAGCUCGUCUUCCUCCUGGUCUUCGCUAACCAUUUGGCAUUACGUUGUUUUUAACUUUGACUUUAAACAAAAAUUUCAGUUACGGCCGAGAUUUCAACAAAACUAGACGUCGAUGACGAUAGUAGCCCGUGACGAUAGCUAAGACCACGCCAAAACAUUUGUCGCAACAAAACGGAAACAAUAAUAAGAUAUUUGUCGUUUGUUUAGCAAAUUUUUUUAGUGGAAUUUUUGCAUAAUUUUAUCGAUUUGGCAAUCCGAUGCGGCGCAUGAAAAUUUACUGAAUUUGAUUGGUUGAAGUGAACAAUUAAGUCUCCAUUCGUUUUUUCCAAUUAAAUAAUAGCCUCACUCGCCGGUGAUUCGCUUGCUAAGCCAUUUUAUUAAUAUCUAUAUUGGCAUUGUAGCUUUUGCGAAAUUUUCGCUGCAGUGUGGAAAAUAGUGCGGACUGCGCGACGCGGAGCUGUAGGUAAAGAGUGUGCAACAUUUUCUAAAUUCGCACUGGCAUCUAGUUAAGUUUUAUGCGCGAUUGUUAUAAGCUAAACAACAAGCGGGACUUGUGCAAAUCUUUUUGGGAAAGUUUCCUAAUUCGUGGGCUGUUUCUCUUGAUAGCCAUUUUUUGGCGCUGAAUGAUACAAAGCGCAUAUUGCGCCAAACCUAUGGUGCAUUCUUCUUGAAUUUAGCAAAUUUGUUUUAAAUUAUUUGGAAAAAUUGUUAAUUUGGAAAGAAUAUCAUAUUCUGAGUGAAUUAAAAAUAUUUCAUCCUCGAUUUGUUGAUAGUUCCGUUGUUUGUGAUUUUUCAAAAUUAUAAAAACUCGUCGUCAGCGAAACGCAACUAGCAAGGACUAGAUACUGGACGUAGGCAGUCAUCUAACGACAACGAAGCGUAAGAUUAGAUACGAGAUGCGGGGCAAUUCGGGUUUCCUGAGGUGGCUGCUAUCCUCCUAUAGUUCUCCUAUGAAUCGGCACAUAUUGCAUGCUUGUAUAAUUAUGGCAGUGAUUUCAACAAUAGCGGCUGGUCCACUGAACACUCGUCCACGAAGGAUGAUUCGGGAUGUCUACUCGGAAUUCGAUUCGCAAUCUCAGAAUAUCACGCAACCAACAGCGGGAGUAUGUUUACAUGAUGGAGUCGCCGUCCCCGAAACAUCGGUGGUGUGCGUGAAAAAGGCUGGUUGCCGAGCUAUACAGAAAACAGGAUAUUGUUGUCCAGAUUACCAAUGCGAUUGCGAACGAAAUGGCAAAAUCUACGCAAAUGGUGAGAAGCUAGUCGACCCAGAGGAUCCAUGCAAGGGUUGUUAUUGCCAAGGUGGAGAGAUCUUAUGUAACAAAGUUAACUGCUAUAUUCGACACGACUGUGAACCCAAAUUUAUUGCUGGCAGAUGUUGCCCAGAAUAUGAUAACUGUCCACCAAUCGAUUCAGGACGACCAGCUUUGAUAUCUUCAACCACUGCUUCACCAGAAGCUUCCGCCAGCACAUCAGGAGAUUCUAACGAAAACCCAGUGUCAUCAGCUCCAACACUUGCAUCGAAUAAGCAACAGGAAAUGCUCAACAAUAACCCACUUGGAAUUAAAAUUAAAGAAAUUACCAAACCAGAAGAAAUCCGAAUCAUCGACGAGAAACCGAAACAAACCUAUCAAAUAAUCAAACCAUUCGAAAGCAACGGUUCAAACCAACCUAAAAUCUAUGCACCAACCGCGCCGCGAAUUGAACCGAUUGCUCCCCAGCCACCAACCGUUCUGGUCGCAAACCCUGUUAUAAACUCACCACCGAACACGGUUGAGAUCGACGAUGAACAGGUACCGGCUAUUGCGUCCUCGAUUCUAGCUAGCCAAGACGCCGAGGCAAAGAAAACAACCAGUGCUGAAAAAAGUCCCAGCACAGUUGAGACCAGCACCGAACCGGUUAAUAAACUCGAAAGUGCCGAAGGUAACUCAAUCACCGAUGAAGAUGCACUGAAGAUUGUUCGUCACACCGAUUCCGUGCAAAUGGACCAAGCUUCUGCAGAGAAUGCAUCCAUAGCGGCGAAUGUGAGCGACUCAGAAAAAGAUGUCCCAGGAACAGGUGGAAAAGAAGUUGUCAUAGUGGAUAGUAACGGUCAAACGAAACCAAUAACGGUUUUCGGUGUCGAAGGGCUACAGAGAGGCGAUGAGCUAGACGAGGUUCUCGAAUACGACGAAAAGAAAACGGCAUCGAAACGCUCAGAUGUUCCUCAGAUAAAUCUCGAUAUUAGUACAGAAGGUCCUGGGGAUCACAGCACAGCACCGGAGUUGAUCUAUGAAAAUUCGAGUAGCACUGGCCAAAGCAAUCCCUCGGAUUUCAAAACGGUCAGCGAAGUAGAUCCUGUUGGAUCCAGCAGUGACGAUGUUAUCCGUAUUGCCCUCACAUCAGAUACCCUAGAUUCCACUACAGAAGGACUAAGCGUAGAUGGACGAUUGUCCACGUCGAAUUCGAGCGAAGUAUUCGAGACCGUCUAUCAAACUUUAGAUAACGAGGAUUCAGAUGUGGAGGAUAGUCAAGCGCAUGGUUCUGUUUUCCAUACAGUGUAUCGUGAGCCCGAUGAGAUUGCUCCUCUUGUAGCAUGGACCGAAGGACCGAAAGUUGCGGAAAUGGACGCCAUUGAAAGUGACGAUCACGAUGCCGAUAUAAACCCAGCUUAUCCCAAGCAAAGUGAUGACCUCAGUAUAUACCAAACUCAGGUUCGUGCAGAAGAAGAAAAUAUGUCCGCCAAGGAUGAAAAAAUUCUACCAGAUAUCCUCGACCUGCUCAGCAAUUCCACAUAUUCAUACAACAGCACAACAGUUGCCCCAGAAAGUUGGCUGAAGCAAAACGGAAACAGUUCAACCACUGAAGGUAUGCCCAUCGAUGAUGAAACUGCUCUUAUACCCCAAGAGCGUUCUCCGGGUGAACCACUUCUCAUCCCUGAAUGGGAAAGAAAUACAACUGAGUCAACAACACAAAAUUCUACAUCCUCAGAUGAGAGUCUGGAAGAGGAGGCCCUGCUGCCAAAUGGAGAAGCGACCGAACUGGAUAGCAUUGCAAGCGGUGAUGGCCCAGCAAAAAAAUUCAAGGAACGAGAACCGACCACUCCGAACGUAAGAAGAUUGAUUGACAUCGAUGAAGAUGGAUCAGGUGGUCUUGAGCACCAUCCUAAAGACGAUAUUGAAAGUCUCAAAAUUCAAGAUGGCAGUGGUGAUUCAUCAACAUAUCUAAAACCUUAUUUAGAUUCAUCAGUAAGAUCCUUCGUGAAUGUUUUAGACGAUUUUUGGAGAUUUGCUUAAUUUUCCGCUCAUAUUGUUUUUCAUUUACAAACAUUUUGAACUGAAGUCAAAAAAAGUCAAGUAGAUUCCUUUCAAAUAUGGUUCGAAAUUAAUAAUCAAAGAGUUCACAGUGGUCAAAUCGGGAUUAAUUUGGCUAAAAAUAUCACAGCUUUAGGCUGUCCAUAUUUGUUUGCUUCGAUCUUUGUCAUUAUCCUGACUUGUCUGAGACACUCGUUCCAUUAUCGUAUUUAGAAAAUCAUUUUAUAUUUAAUUUUAUUGAUUUUAUUCAAUUGAAAAUAAUCUUGAUCAAGAAAGUAUCAGGAAUUUUAUUCUAAGUUGCCACAAGACUUUUUAUCGCCUCCCAUUUUUAGAAAACUUAAUGUUUCUCUUUGUCCAAAUUCAAAAACGUGAAACAUCCCUUCUAAUUUUUAAUCGAUACGCACUCUCAUUGUCACCGCAUGCGUGCAGUGGGACAUAUUCAAUCAAUUUUUAGUUUUAAGAAAGUUUCAACGAAAGAGAAAAACUCAAGACAACAUCAAAAUAUCAUUUUUUAGAAAUAAAAUUUAGACAUAAUUAUCAAAUAAAGAUAUUUUUUAGAAUAAAUUUCAAAUAAAAUAUUUAUAAACGCAAAUUAGAAAGGAGAGAAAGGAGAAGGGAAGGUUCAUUGAUUCGUCCAAUUAAUCGUAUCUAGAUAUUAGUGUGUUAUCAUGACGUUACUAAACCUUGUCUUCUCCCGUUUGGAUGAGGAAAAAAGUCCGUUUUGCUUAAGGUAUCUGCAUCGGAUUUUUUUUAGACUCAUCUCACUUCGACUAGCAUCAUUUAGAAAUUCAUUCGAGAAAAUGGCGCCUAUUUUCUUGCUUAAUUGUUUACAAGUAACAAAAUAAAAGUGAAAUGUUAUUAAGAUGAAUGACGAUGCGUAGCAGAGUAAAUUUUAAAAAUUAUUUAUUGAAACACGUAAAUUAAAUCAAAUAAAGAUAAUAAAACUAUUAAA
Molecule: messenger RNA, 4493 nt
Organism: Hermetia illucens (black soldier fly)
Lineage: Eukaryota; Metazoa; Arthropoda; Insecta; Diptera; Stratiomyidae
Exons: 9
Coding region: 1148-3523 (791 amino acids)
Molecular function (GO): protein binding
Source: RefSeq, a predicted model, not a curated record